AUUAACAACAUAACGAGGUGUUUCGCAAACAUCUCUKACAAUUGACUUCUUAGUCAAAGAUUGUUCUCUAAACAUAGACCGGUAAUACCGCAAAAUACGAAGACAGCAUAUUUAGAUCUAUUUCGACAUUGCCUGAGGUAUAAAAAUACCUGAUGCUAUCGUUAAAUAGGUAAAACGGAUGCAGUUGCCAUUGGAUGACAUYACUUUUCAAUUUCUCCAUUAUUUGUUUUAMACUSUCCCUCAAUUAAACCGCGAAUAUUAGARCUGCAUGACACGCGGCUUCCCAUAACYAUAUUUGACUCAUUGUAUUAAACAUGGAGUGUCGUGCGACUAAGAAGGGCUUCUUAUCUAUURAUACUCAUUGUCCUAAAUCAAGGACAUCGAGUUGCCAUGAGUUUGUUCGCACACUUUGCUGAAGAUCGGAGUUUACAUAUUCGAUGUCGUCAAAACAAGGGGAUUAUAAGCUCGCCCACAUGAUCUAAGGCCUUGCUUUUUUACUUGGAUUUAGCUCGGAAAAACGUCUACAUAAAAUACCACUCAYCACCGACAAUAUACAGUAUCUAACAACCUCGCUAAAAGAUCCCAAUGUGCUAACGACCCGACGGAAAGCCAAUCGGAUCURAAAUAAGCUCAUCUUUGUUGAUCGUGAAAUCAUCGAUCUUCUCCUCUGGCCUAAUUCAAAAGAACCGCUGCACGAUCUUUCGCCCCCCAAAAAGUAUCAACUUGGACGCAGAUAUUCAAAUCACUUAAAAAACGUACAGAAUAGACCAUGAUUAAUUCGACAAAUAACAGCGCACAAAGUCACGGUGGAAAUUCUCUCGAGCCCGAACCGUUUCGUUGGGUUUUGAGAAUYAUAUUCAUAAGCAUUUUUCUGGUUGGGUCGAUUUUGAACUUCGUCGUUUGCUCGGCCAUUAUUCGUCGCAAAAGGAUGAGGUCAAGCAAUAAUAUCUUCACAUUCAAUCUCGCUAUGUCGGACCUGAUGAUYGUCGUUAUCUACAUACCAACCCAAAUGGCUGCCUUUGAAAACGACCACAAUUGGCCUUUGGGUAAUUUUGCGUGUCAGAUAGUGUAUCUUGUCAUUCCAGUUUGUUUAUCAGCUUCAAUAGCUACUUUGYUGGCCAUAACGAGYGAUCGUUAUCGUGCAAUUGCCUACCCUAUGAAGCCUAAACUUAGCAUAAGAAGUGUGCGAUGGAUAUUGYUAUCAAUAUGGYUAAUWUCGCUAUUAGUCGCUUCGCCGUUGGUUUUUGUGGCGGGAACAAUAUCCCCAGCGCCUGGUAUGGUCUACUGCGACGARGAUUGGCCAGAAGGACCCUACAGCGUGAUCUAUUGGAUUUCUAUAUUUGUUAUACAGUAUAUACUCCCACUUGGUAUAAUAUUGGUGCUGGCGAUUCUUAUUACCGUGAAACUACGGAGAAAUUCACUUCAGAUGCUGGAAAAGACUUCCAAGGUUGUAGCAACAGCCGUUCGGCAAAGACUAAGACAGAGCGCAAAGAUCACCAAUAUGUUGAUCGCGUUAGUCGUACUCUAUGCGGUCUGUAUGUUACCUCAGCAUAUUGUGUACUUAUUAUUAGUCUAUGGGGAUUUAUGGAACUAUAAGUACCGGGUUUACAUCAUACGUUUCGCCAAUGUUUUUCCGAUGGCAAACAGCGCGCUCAAUCCAAUCGCGUACGGACUAAAUAAGGAAUUCAAAGCCGUUUUUAAGAAUUUCUUCAAGUGCGAGUUCGGAAAAGACACAGUGGAAGAAUCACAAUCGGAAUUUUCCCGCGGUAGAAGAUUUCGCCUAGCAGUGUACAAACACGUUGAUAAUGAAGGUAAUUCAGUACUGGAAUACGGGAGAAGAUGGAAAAAGAAAUCUACUGGCUCGUAUAAAUCAGCUUGGGGAGCAGGGCUUUUGGCAAGGCGGAAGAAUAGUGAAAACUGGAAUGGCCAAGCUCGGACUAAGGACGUUAGACGAACAAAUAGCAAAACGAACGGCCAUAUAAAUAACAAUUCAUGUGAACACGUUACGGAGUGUUUAGUUAACUUAAUGGAUAAGCAAGAGAAUGAUAGUAUGUUAGUUAAAACUGAAAAGCCAUCACCAGUAAGUGGUGACACUGCGAAACUACUUCCCUCUCCAGAAACAAAUACUACGGAAACCGUAGUUGACUCUUGUACUGAAGAGAAGCGAAUAAGCUUCAAAAAGACUUAUGAACAUUGCAACUCGGACACUGAAAUGAAACAGCGYUUAUUAAACAGUCAGUCAUCYACGGAAUCCAACAUGACGCAAAACGAUUCUACAGAUCAAAUCACUUGCAGCACAAGUCAAGAUGACAUUCCAAAUUCGUCCAUGUCUCUUGAAUGGGAUCCAACUAUCGAUGGAAAUUCAGCUAAAAAGCUGCAGCCAUUGGUUGCCGUUGUUAAGAAUAAUUCAUGCCCUGAAAAAGCGCCAGAGAUCUCUGGAUCUUACGACCCAGUGAAAACAUUUUUCAACAAUAAAACUAAGAAUAUCCCCAAAACAAAACUUACACGCUUAGAUAAAGAAAUCCCGGAUGUAGUUUCCAGUCCAUCGGCGGCUAUACUUCAAACGCGCAAGUUUGACCGGAAUAUGUUUGUAUUACUGGAAUCAGUUAGGGAAACAGUUGUGUAGAAAUAGAAAGUACAUAAURUUAUUGAAAUUUUAGAAAAUCCUAAUAAAGAAAUAUGUGGAAAUAAAACAAAARCAACAUUGAAAUGCUUAUGAAAAAAUAAAAUAUCAAUAGCCGAUUUGCGAUUUUGGCCUCAGUAGUCAAACAUAAAAGAAUCAAGACCAGGUGCCGUGCAUUAAGCUYAGUCUAUUGUGAAAAACUAUUGUCUUUUCACGAAUGACUGAGCAUUAUGCACGGCGCCUCGUCUUGAUUCCUUUGUGUGAGACUGCUUAGGCAAAAUUCGCAAGUCAACCAUUGUAUUAACUAUUUAAAAUCUGAUUGGUUAACAGGCUAUCAUUUACUCUCCAUAAUCAGACAAACCUACAGAUUAAUGAGAAGAUAUUUUACUAGCGAAUGACCUUUUUGAUCUGUAGGCUCCAACCACAAUGCACUGCUGAGCAAUAGCGCCAAGAAAUUAUGGCCCAGUUGCAGCUUUUCACCAUAACAUUGCACUUUAACAUGGUUUAUUUUGCUAGAGUCUUCAUUUUA
Molecule: messenger RNA, 3152 nt
Organism: Exaiptasia diaphana
Lineage: Eukaryota; Metazoa; Cnidaria; Anthozoa; Actiniaria; Aiptasiidae
Exons: 2
Coding region: 770-2626 (618 amino acids)
Biological process (GO): G protein-coupled receptor signaling pathway
Cellular component (GO): membrane
Molecular function (GO): G protein-coupled receptor activity
Source: RefSeq, a predicted model, not a curated record